Prorocentrum cordatum is the source of this 1512-nucleotide messenger RNA. NCBI's taxonomy places the organism in Eukaryota, Dinophyceae, Prorocentrales, Prorocentraceae. The record is from the annotation of a GenBank genome assembly.
AAGUCCGCGGGGGCCCUGCGCAAGUGGACCAAGCCGAAGGUCCCGUGGGAGCCCUUGGUACCGCAGAGCGCGAGAGAGGCAAAACCCAGACUUGGUGAGCCUCCAGAGACGGCCCCUGCGGGCGAGACGCACCAGCACGUCGCCAUGAUGGACCCGCAGACGGCCGCCAACGCAGCUUUGCAGGAGUGGGAGAGCAUAUGGCGUUACCAGGUUGACUGGGCAGCGCCGUGGUUUGAGCCGCCCGCGGUGGACGAGCCCAUGCUACCGCCCAUCCUCGGCCACCACGCGCUGCACUCCUGUAAGGCGUUCUCGGGCCUGGGCGAGUCCAACAUCCACCCCAGGCUGUGGGCCCAAGGGCCAGCUGUGGGCCUAGCAGGCCUGGGAAGUAUCCUGAACUGCAUCGAGCGCGGAUCAGAUUGGCCCGUCUCGCAGCAGUGCAUUAUUUUCUGGCUGCAGCCCAAGCCCAAGGGCGGCGUGAGGAAUUUGGGGCUUCUACCAGAGCUCGCACGAGUAUGGGAGAAGAUCAGGCGCCCCGAUAUCCAGAAGUGGCAAAACAGAAAUCCACGAGCAUACGAUUGGGCCGCGAAGGGCAGGUCUGCCGAGCGAGCGGCCUGGAUGCAGGGCCUCCUAACCGAAGGGUCGUUGGCGCAGGGCGAGGCCAUCGCCACCACCUACUACGACUUGCGGAAGUGCUACGAGACGGUGCUGCACUCUCUCAUUUGGAGCGGUGGCCUGCGCGGGGGAUUUCCAAAGCCCUUGCUGCGGGUCAUAUUGUCAGUAUUUUCUUCGAUGAGGAGAGCGGUGCUGAAUGGGUGCUACACCGAGGGCAACUUCUGGGCGCAAGGGAUCGUGGCAGGAUCCGUGUUCGGCCCGCUGUGCUUGUCCCUCGUUCUCAUCGGCGCCAUCGACGACCUACGCGACGUGGCCGCCGCGGCGGCGCUCCACACGAAGCUGACUGACGAGAUCGCCUUCGCCUUCGAGCAGGUGCUCAAGCUGCAGGUAUCGAGAGGCAGGGGCGGCAAGACCGUAGUCGCGGUCUCGCAUGGCAGAGUGGAGCGGCAGUUUGGCAACCAGAACAAGCAGAUGGGCAUUCAGGUGGUGCGAGAAGCCGUGCAUUUGGGUGUGACCCAGUCAGCUGCGCGGCGACGUCGUGUCGGAGCCCAGUCCAAGAGGACCAUGGAGGCCAAGGCCAGGAGCUGGAAUAUCCAGCGGGUCAAGGCCGCAGGAGGCGCAGCGGAGAAGGUGGUCAAGCUCGGGAUCGUGCCGUCGGAGCUCUACGGCACACGUGUUCAGGGCGCCACGGACACGCUGAUCACCACGCUCAGGCAGACGGUGGCGGCGGCCUUCCCUGGCUGCAACAAGGGGAGGUCGGCCGCGCUGGUGCUGCUGGCGGAGGACGCGGACCCUGCCGUGCUCGCCAACGCGGGGCCCAUCGUGGAGUGGGCCAGGGCGUGGCAGGAGGCGACGGACAUAGCCACGCGCGACCUCCUGGUGGCGAGCUGGCGCUCGUGG